Macrosiphum euphorbiae (potato aphid) is the source of this 1221-nucleotide messenger RNA. The record is from the annotation of a GenBank genome assembly. NCBI's taxonomy places the organism in Eukaryota, Metazoa, Arthropoda, Insecta, Hemiptera, Aphididae.
AUGCCACUGUGGUUGCGAUGUUUUCCGUGUAACAAAAAAAAUAUAUUCCAAUAUCAUUUUUCCGAUAAAUGUCAAAUUAUAUUUUCAAUCGUGAUAAUCAUUACGUGUGUGUUCAACUUGAUCAGUGCGCCGCUGGUCGAGCAGUGCAUGGUGGACGACUGGUCUGACGUGUUGUCGACAUUGUUGACGGUAUUGCAGUCCAGGGUAGUGGCCAUCGCUUCGGUUAUAUCCAGAGGAAUCGUGUUGUACAACGCGUAUUUUAACAAGUAUCAAAAGUACAGGACGACGUUGGAGAGUUUUAGCAUCUACUCGCCAAUGACCGCCGCCGUUUGGAGCCGGUACAAAUUGUAUUCUGUCGUGACCGUAUCGCUGUGUCUAACGUUCAUGCUGCCGACGAACUUCGUAAAACUGUACAACAUGUACUACAAACACCCCGACGGGUCCCUGUUGGUGACGCAUUUCUUCUUCUUUUAUUUACAAAAUUUCAGUAUGUACUUGAUCGAAAACGAUUUCGCCAAUCGGUGUUUCGUGGUCUACGCCACGUUCCGAGACAUUAACGAUGAUCUAAACAGGUUGAAAACCGAGCACAUCGACCUCUGCAGAUUUCCGUUCCUCGGGAAAGCUGCGGAUGACCCGUGGUCGAAUGCCGCACCUUCGUCGACAUCGCGUGUCGUCGUUUACGACAAAGAUUUUUACUGUCCGAGAGACAAGGCGAACCCGUUGACCAACAUCGUCGAGAUCUUGAAAAUCAGACACUGGUUAACCCGCGAAGCCGUAGUCGACAUAAACUAUCUGUUCGGCAAUCACUUGGGACUGUCAAUACUCUCCUUGAGCGUUCUUGUGUUGUUGGACGUAUAUACCGGCGCGUUCCAUUCGUUCGCUAAUGACCGCGUGGAUAAGAAAAUAUUUCGUUCGAUGCUGUUAUUCUUUGCUUGUGUAUUGCAGUACUCGUAUAGGUUCUGUGUAAUUACUAUCCUCUCAAAUGUAACGACAAAUCAGGCGGUUAAUGCAAAAACAUUAAUAACUGAUAUAAACAAUAGGUAUUUGGAUACUAGUACACAGGAAGAGCUUCAACUAUUCUACGCUCAAAUAUCUAGUCGCUGCAUUGAGUUCACUGCUUGUGAUUUAUUCACUUUGAAUACACGUCUCAUCACUUCAGCUAUAGCUGCUGGUGCCACAUAUUUAGUUAUUUUAGUGCAAUUUCACUCUGGAAAAAAUUGA